AUGUUCUGGCUCACAGGAGGCAAGCCCCCCGCCAAUCAGCUUCCCCCUGUGCGGGUAACAGAGGAGCCGGUUUCCACAGCCACAGCGGUGGACGAGGCGGCAGUGGAGGUGACCCUAAGGAGGGCAGUGCGCUUCUAUGAGACGAUUCAGGCGGAGGACGGGCACUGGGCGGGGGACUAUGGGGGCCCGCUAUUUCUCAUGCCGGGCCUGCUGAUCACGCUGCAUGUGACGGGCGCCCUGGACCAGGUGCUCACAGCAGAGCACAAGAGGGAGAUGGUGCGAUACCUCUACAACCACCAGAACCCAGACGGAGGUUGGGGCCUGCACAUAGAGGGCCACAGCACCAUCUGGCCGCGAGUGGAUCCUCUCGCACGGCAGCGCCACUGCCAGCACCUCCUGGGGCAAAUUCUGGCUCUGCGUGCUAGGCGUGUGCUAGGCGUGUACGACUACCGGGGCAUCAACCCCAUGCCGCCUGAGAUGUGGCUGCUGCCCUACUUCCUCCCCGUCCACCCUGGGCGCAUGUGGUGCCACUGUCGCAUGGUGUACCUCCCCAUGUGCUACAUCUACGGCUUGAGAGCGCACGGCCCCACUGACACGCCCCUGGUUGCGGCUCUUAGAGAGGAGCUCUAUAACGAGCCGUAUGAGUCCAUCAACUGGAACAACAUGAGGCGCCGCUGUGCCAAGGAGGACCUGUACUUCCCCCAUCCCUUCAUCCAGGACUGCCUCUGGGAUGCUCUCUACCAUGUGGCCGAGCCGCUCUUCAAUAAGCUGCCACCAGGGAAGCUUAUAAGGAGGAUGGCGCUCAGGGAAGCGAUGAAGCAUAUACACUACGAGGACGAGAACACCCGCUUUGUCUGCAUCGGGCCUGUUAAUAAGGUGAUCAACAUGCUGUGCUGCUGGGUGGAGGACCCAAACAGCGAGGCAUUCAAGAAGCACCUGCCACGAGUGGCGGAUUACCUCUGGCUCGCAGAGGAUGGCAUGAAGAUGCAGGGCUACAACGGCAGUCAGCUGUGGGACACAGCCUUCGCAGUGCAGGCGCUCCACGCCGCAAGCAUGAUGGACGAAACCCACCGCGCUCUAAAGCUCGCCCACUCAUACCUCGACCGCUCCCAAGUACAGGAGGACUGCCCUGGUAAGCUAUCAGCAUGGUACCGCCACAUCUCAAGGGGCGCGUGGCCCUUCUCCACGCGCGACCAUGGCUGGCCCAUCAGUGACUGCUCGUCUGAGGGGCUCAAAGCAUCGCUCAUCUUGGAGGCCCUCCCGCCCCACCUGGUGGGCGAGGCCAUUCCCGAGCGCCGCCUGUGUGACUGUGUAGACGUCAUUCUCUCCUACCAGAACAAGGAUGGGGGCAUGGCCACAUAUGAGAACACACGCUCCUACCCCUGGCUUGAGAUCCUCAAUCCAUCGGAGACGUUUGGAAACAUCAUCAUCGACUACUCCUACGUGGAGUGCACGUCAGCAUGCAUUCAAGCCCUCACAGCGUUCACGAGAGCACACCCGGAGUACCGGGCAGAUGACAUCGAGCAGGCGAUUUGGAAGGCGAGGGGCUUUCUCGUGGAUAUCCAGAAGGACGAUGGCUCGUGGUACGGCAGCUGGGGCGUGUGCUUCACGUACGGCACGUGGUUCGGCAUCUCAGGGCUGGUGGCAGCAGGGGCGCGCUACGAGACGUCGAAUGCCAUCCGCAAGGCCGUGCGCUUCCUGCUGGACAAGCAGCUGCCGGCAGGGGGGUGGGGGGAGAGCUACUUGUCCAGCCAAGACAAGAAAUACGUCAAUCUGCCAGGCGACCGCCCUCACCUGGUGAACACAGCGUGGGCCAUGCUCGCCCUUAUGGAAGCCGACCAGCACCUGCGCGACCCCCGGCCUCUGCACGCUGCAGCGCGGGUGCUGGUGAAUGGGCAGAUGGAGAAUGGAGACUUCCCCCAGGAGGACAUCAUAGGGGUGUUCAACGGCAACUGCAUGAUAAGCUACUCCGCUUAUCGCAACAUCUUCCCCAUCUGGGCUCUUGGAUUGUACCGAAACAAAGUGCUCAAGCAGGCAAUCAUGGUGUGA
This is a messenger RNA of Closterium sp. Yama58-4, 2049 nucleotides long. The record is from the annotation of a GenBank genome assembly. NCBI's taxonomy places the organism in Eukaryota, Viridiplantae, Streptophyta, Zygnematophyceae, Desmidiales, Closteriaceae.